Gossypium raimondii (Peruvian cotton) is the source of this 683-nucleotide messenger RNA. RefSeq names its product acetyltransferase At1g77540. NCBI's taxonomy places the organism in Eukaryota, Viridiplantae, Streptophyta, Magnoliopsida, Malvales, Malvaceae. The transcript is spliced from 2 exons. Bases 148 to 483 code for a protein of 111 amino acids. The record is from RefSeq and is a predicted model, not a curated record.
UGGAACAAGUCCCAACUUGGACCUAAGGGGCAGUCUGGUAUCUACGCGCGUAAUAUAAGACCAAAUGAAAUGACCGAGGUCUCGUUAUUCGAUCCUUCCUUCCGACGAAGCAUUGUCUAAACAAAUCACAAGAACACUUAGCGAGAUAUGGCAGCGAGCAGUGCAACCGGAGCCUCCCCGGAGGCGCCUAAGAUAGUGUGGAACGAGACCCAAAGGAGGUUCGAGACUGAAGACGAGGAAGCCUACAUAGAAUACGUGUUAAGACAUGAUGGCAAAGUGAUGGACAUCAUCCACACUUUUGUCCCUUCUUCCAAGCGAGGCAUGGGAUUGGCUUCUCAUCUCUGUGAUGCUGCCUUCCAUCAUGCCAACUCUCACUCUUUGUCUAUUAUCCCUUCAUGCUCUUAUGUCUCCGACACUUUUCUUCUACGGAACCCGUCUUGGAACAGUCUAUUGUACUCAGAAGACCUGAGAUCCAAUAUCUAAAUACCUUCAUGUCUUUGUUGUUGUGAUUAUGCUGAAAGAUAAUCUACUAUAUGCAUCAACAUCUCCCUUUGAUCGUGGCAUAUACUCUACUUUCAACCAAAUGAUAAUUUGGUGUACUCUUGCAAGUAAUAUAUUUCGGCAACACUUGUAUGUAUGCAAUAGCUUUUGCAUUUGAUAUUGACACCGUUCGAGUUUGGUAA